AUGGUUUACUGUUCUCACUGUGAUGAUGAUUGCCCAUAUGUAAAGGAUCCUGACAACGGGUUCACAUGUUGCGGAAUGUGCGGCAAGGUUAUUGAUCAGGAUAUGUAUACUGAUGAGCCUACUUUUGUCAAGGACUCCUCGGGACAGAGUCGGCUUAGUGGACACAUUAUAGGCAUUGCGAAGGGCGGUUCACUAUCCCGUGAAAGAACUGAAGAGAAAGGGAGAGACGAGAUCUGGCAGAUUGUCCAUGGCCUGCAUGUGAGUGGUGGAGAUGAUAUCAUUUGCACUGCUCAUAACUUUUAUAAACUAGCUCUUGACAAUAACUUUACUAGGGGCCGCCGAACAACUCAUGUUGCAGCUUCUUGCCUUUACAUUGCUUGCCGGCGAAGUGAAAAACCCUAUCUUCUUAUUGAUUUCUCGGACUAUUUGCAUAUAAGUGUAUAUGUCCUAGGUGCUAUUUUUCUGCAGCUUUGCCAAGUUUUGCUACUCGGAGAACACCCAAUUGUUCAAAAGCUUGUAGAUCCUAGCCUUUUCAUCCACCGUUUUACCGAACGUUUAUUGGGGAAAAGGGACAAUGCUGUCUCGGACACAGCUUUACGCAUUGUAGCUAGCAUGAAGCGAGACUGGAUGCAGACUGGGAGGAAGCCAAGUGGUUUAUGCGGUGCAGCAUUAUAUAUAGCUGCACUUUCUCAUGGACAUAUGUACACCAAGGCAGAUAUUUCUGCUGUUGUGCAUGUCUGUGAGGCAACACUAUUUAAGCGCUUGAUAGAGUUUGAAAAUACAGAUUCUGGUAGCUUAACGAUUGAAGAUUUUUUGGCAAAGGCUGAUGAAGAGCCGGUUUCAAAAUGUUUAGCCAAGUCUGGAGAAGUCCUUUGCGAGCACAAGGAUAAGGGUGCUGAGCAUUUUUCUCAUGGACUUUGUGAGGAAUGCUACGACAAUUUCACAGAACUGUCAGGUGGACUGGAGGGUGGUGCUGACCCUCCAGCUUUCCAGCGAGCUGAAAAACAAAGGCUGGAUGCUGCUAAAAGAGCCAAGGAAGCUGCUGUGGACGAGGCAAUAUGUGAGUUACAUAAUUCUGAUUUUGAAGAUAACAUCAUGAGCCCUGGGAAGAAGUCUGAAGGCAAAUCUUCGGCAAUUGCUUCCAGCCAAAUUGCAAAUGAUUUUGUUGAUUUCAAAGAUUCGGAAGUGGAAGGUGAAAAUGGUAAAACUGGUUCUGAUGCAGAAAAUCUUUCUGAUAUUGAUGAUGCGGAGGUUGACGGUUAUCUUCACAGUGAAGAAGAAACACAAACCAAAAAGAUUAUCUGGGAGGAAAUGAACAAAGAAUACCUAGAGGAACAAGCUGCAAAGGAAGCUUUAGCGGCUGAACUGGCAGCUAGAGGUGUAUCUGUUGGAGAGGGACGGCAGAAGAAACGAAAACGUAAUGAAGACAAGAACUCCACACCUGCUGAAACACCAGCAGAAGCAACAUACAACAUGUUGAAACGAAAGGGACUUGGGUCUAAAGUCAAUGUUGAAGCUGUUAGUGGAUUGUACAAGAUUGAAGACGAAGAUGGGAAAGCAAAUGGCAAAGAUGACAUGCACUUCGACGAGCAUUAUGAAGAGGAUACUGGUUAUGGUGAAACAUUUGAUGUCAGUUAUGAUUAUGGUCACGAUGCUGAUUACAACAACGAUGGCUACGUUGAUGAUGGUGGUGGUGGAGCCUAUGAGGAUUACCAUGACGCUGAUUACUAG
Molecule: messenger RNA, 1731 nt
Organism: Triticum turgidum subsp. durum (durum wheat)
Lineage: Eukaryota; Viridiplantae; Streptophyta; Magnoliopsida; Poales; Poaceae
Source: the annotation of a GenBank genome assembly